UGCAGCAGUCGUGAAUGCAUAGAUCUCGAGUUGCUUAGAGGAGAGGAAUAUUGCUCAGAGGAAAGAAAAUGGUCAAAAGCUUUUCAGUGGAGUGGCUUUCUCAAAGUGACUACAAACCAUCAGUGGAACUGGGAAAAACCUCUGAACACGGAAGCCACAGCCAUAUGGAUCGUAAACCUCACGUCGCCUGUGUGGUCCAGCCGAGCGCUCCUACGUCCUAUUACAAAGACUCAGUGCAGCCGAAAGCCAAGAAAGCGAAUACCAAGAAUUUUGAGAGCGUGGAAUUCGAAGGGCAGGACGCGGCAGCAGCACGUUUGUCUACACCGUCUCCUUCACUUUCGGACAUUAGUGCCGAUUCGUCAGGUUAUGAAAGUGAAGCUGUCUCGCCCAAAUGUACACCAAAUGAAAAAGAGGACAUUGAGGGAAAUGGCGACCAAAGGAGGCUACGAACAAAGUUCACUUCGGAGCAGAUUUACAAACUGGAGAAAGCCUUUACUAAGCAAAAGUACCUGGGAGCCUCGGAGCGGCUAAAGCUUGCCGCGAAACUGCAGCUAUCUGAAACUCAGGUAAAGACAUGGUUUCAAAACCGCCGGAUGAAAUUAAAACGCGAAGUGCAAGACCUACAGCCAGAAUACUUCAGACCACCGUUUACCCCGCACAUCAUGUACCCGUACUUCAACCCUCUACAACACUUGAAUUAUGCAGCUGGACAGCGGAUGACUCUUUCUCCUUACACACCAGAAAAUGUGACCGCAAAUCCGAUGUACGGCCCACUCAUCCACCCUGCAGUCUCCCUCAGUCCAGUGAUGCUUCAGCAGCCCCUGCUUCACCCGGGGCAAGGACCUGCCGUGCCGUACUGCUGAGAACUCUUGGCCAGCAGUUCAAGACCAAGUGCAAUAAACUCCUGUAGAUUUAACUGUACGUGCAAGUAAAACUUUGUAUGCGCAGUGUUUCAUAGAUAUUUUAUUUUUAUAUGAGUAUUUAUUUUAAACGUUCUAGCGAUUAAUGAAGGGAUCUUUAUCUUCCACAAGAUGUUCAUCAAAGAUUCGGUGACUGGGACUUGUCAACAACAAAUCCAAGCUGCAGUGCUCUGUUAAUUACUUAAGAGAUUGUUACAUGUAAAUAGUCCUGUGGAAAAGGCAAUGUUUGGGUUUUAUUUCUGCAUUGCUAUAUUCAAGUGUGUUCAUAACAUAGGUAAACCAAAGUAGUUUUGUUUCAUUGUUUAUCUUUACAAAGCCAAUUUUAUAUAUAAAGCAAU
Molecule: messenger RNA, 1258 nt
Organism: Erpetoichthys calabaricus (reedfish)
Lineage: Eukaryota; Metazoa; Chordata; Cladistia; Polypteriformes; Polypteridae
Product: homeobox protein vent1-like
Exons: 3
Coding region: 69-863 (264 amino acids)
Biological process (GO): cell differentiation; regulation of transcription by RNA polymerase II
Cellular component (GO): nucleus
Molecular function (GO): RNA polymerase II cis-regulatory region sequence-specific DNA binding; DNA-binding transcription factor activity, RNA polymerase II-specific
Source: RefSeq, a predicted model, not a curated record